UUCCUUUCCUCCUCGUCUAGUGCGCUGCAGGAGAGUUCCGGUAGCUGUAUGUAUGGCUAUGGAUAUGCGCGUGCGCGUGCCGCGCCCGUCCCCCGAGCUCGUCCUACCCUGUCUUGUCUCCCCUCUUCCCCGCGCCCAGAAUCUUCCAAUCCUCCUCCAACAUUGAUCUCCGAGUUGAGGAUAAGACUGGCUAACAUGCGAUAUUAAAUCCCCACAUAGUAGACAUCCGGCGGCAUAAUUAACCACCUAUCCACCUUCUCCACCACUUAACGGAACCCAUCCAUCACAUAACAAACCCCCCCCCCACCACACACAUAUACAAUCACAAUGGCCAAAGACAAAGAACGCAGCGUCAACCCUGCCGCCGCGCAGCGCAAACUCGACAAACAAAAGAGUCUGAAAAAGGGAAAGGCGGAGGCGCUGGCGCGACGGAACGAGAAACUCGCGCGUCGCAACCCGGAGCGCAUCCAACGGCAGAUCACCGACCUCAAGUCCCUGGAAGAGUCCGGCCAGCAGCUCCGGCCCCGCGACAAGCAGCUUCUGGAAGCUCUGGAACGGGAUUUGCGCGCCGUGCACAAGGCCCGGGAGGCGUUGGGUGAUAAGGCGCCGAAGUUCGACACGAGAGCGGGCGGGGGUCAGUAUCAGAAUCAGAAUCAGCAUGGGCGUGGGCGUGGUGGGGACGGUGGUGCGGUGCUGGGGAAGCGGAGGCGCGAGGGUGGUUUUGGUGGUGGCAGACGGUUCGGACAGGAUGAGGAUGGCGAGAGUAGCGACGAGACAGACGAGGAGGUGAGAAGGAUACCCAUGCCGCGGGAUACGCCGCCACCGAUCCCACGACCACAACGGAGGGGUCCCCCAUCCGGCGAUCAGGGUGGUGGUGGUGGACGAGGCCCGCAUGCGCUCCCGGCACGACCGCCCGUCGUCGAAGCCAGAACGGUGUACGAGGCGAAGCCGGAAAUCAGGAACCUGCGCCAAGAGGCCAUCAACAUGUUCGUGCCUGCGGCAGUCAGAGCCAAACAGGAUGCCAUUCGCGGACAGGGCAAGCUCUUGGAACCGGAGGAGAUGGACCGGCUCGAGCAAGCAGGAUACAACGCCGGGCCGUCCGCAGAAGCCGGAACCACUGCAACAGAAACCCCUGCUACAGAUCAACCCGAUGCUGACGACCAGAGAAGGAGAUUGCUGGAGGAGGAAGAAAGGCGGUUCAACCAGGAACUACGAUCUGUGCAGAUCGAGGAGGUCGAGGAUGAAGAUGCUUGAUCUCUCCAUCUCUCUUUCUCCCUCUAUCUGUCCUGUAGGGUGGCACGAUACUCUCAAACCCUAAGAACCCACAAACAAUCAUAGCUAUCCUGAACAAAUAGGUAGGUAGUCCAAUGAUA
Messenger RNA from Aspergillus heteromorphus CBS 117.55, 1373 nucleotides. Its product is annotated as WW domain binding protein 11. Bases 328 to 1254 code for a protein of 308 amino acids. The record is from RefSeq and is a predicted model, not a curated record. Gene Ontology annotation, biological process: RNA processing. Lineage: Eukaryota; Fungi; Ascomycota; Eurotiomycetes; Eurotiales; Aspergillaceae. The transcript is spliced from 3 exons.